AUCAAUCCACCAUUUUCCAACACACAGCGGCGGCAGUGCUAACACAGCUCCGGCAGCGCGAGAGAGAGAAGAGAGAGCCACCCCUCUUACCUGGAGAGGAAGCCAGGGACCGGGGCAGUCAUGGCAGCGAACAUGUACCGGGUUGGAGAUUAUGUUUAUUUUGAGAACUCGUCCAGUAACCCACUGCUGAUCAGGAGGAUAGAGGAGUUGAACAAGACAGCCAAUGGGAACGUGGAGGCCAAAGUGGUGUGUUUUUACCGGCGCAGGGACAUCUCCAGCACACUCAUCGCCCUGGCAGACAAACAUGCAAGAGAGCUGGAGGAGGAGAUGGAGAAUCCAGAGAUGGCAGACCUCCCUGAGAAACAGAAACACCAGCUCAGGCACAGAGAGCUCUUCCUGUCCCGACAACUGGAGUCUUUACCUGCCACACACAUCAGGGGGAAGUGCUGCGUGACGCUGCUGAACGAGACAGAAGCCCUGAAGUCGUACCUGGACAGAGAGGAUGCCUUCUUCUACUCGCUGGUGUACGACCCUCAGCAGAAGACUCUGCUGGCUGAUAAGGGGGAGAUCCGAGUCGGGAACAAGUUUCAGGCCGACAUCACUGACCUCCUGAAUGAAGGUGAGAAUGAUGAGCGAGACCUGGAGAAACUCGAGGAGAAGAUCUGGGACCCGAAUAGUUUACUGACGGAGAAACAGAUUGACCAAUUCUUAGUGGUCGCACGGUCGGUAGGUACGUUCGCCAGAGCCUUGGACUGCAGUAGUUCUGUCCGGCAGCCCAGCCUUCACAUGAGCGCUGCUGCAGCCUCCAGAGACAUCACCUUGUUUCACGCCAUGGACACUCUCCAUGCCACGGGUUACGACAUGACUCGAGCCAUCGCCGCGCUGGUGCCUCAGGGUGGGCCCGUCCUCUGCAGGGAUGAGAUGGAGGAGUGGAGCGCCUCCGAGGCCAACCUGUUCGAGGAGGCGCUUGAAAAAUACGGCAAAGACUUCACCGAUAUCCAACAGGAUUUUCUGCCCUGGAAGUCCCUGACGAGUAUUAUUGAGUAUUACUACAUGUGGAAGACCACAGACAGAUAUGUACAACAGAAACGAUUAAAAGCAGCCGAGGCAGAGAGCAAGUUGAAGCAGGUCUACAUCCCUAACUAUAACAAGCCAAACCCUAACCAGCUCAGUAACAAUGUAAAACCAGCUCUGGUGAAUGGAGCAGGGGUCCAAGGGGUCCAAGGGGUACCAGGAAUUCCAGGAGUACCGGGAGUCCAAGGAGUACCAGUAGUCCAAGGAGUCCCAGGAGUCCCAGGCGUUCCAGGCUCAGGGCAGAUCCCCGGCCUGGGUAGAGCCUGCGAGAGCUGCUACACCAGCAGCUCCUACCAGUGGUACUCGUGGGGACCCCCCAACAUGCAGUGUCGUCUCUGUGCAUCAUGCUGGACCUACUGGAAAAAGUACGGAGGGCUGAAGAUGCCAACAAGACUGGACGGAGAGAGGCCUGGACCCAACCGCAACAUGAGCCCCCACGGCCUGCCCCUGAGGCACAGCGGCAGCCCAAAGUUUGCGGUGAAGACGCGACAGGCUUUCUACCUGCAGACCACCGUCCUGACGCGGAUGGCACGUCGCAUCUGCCAGGACGUCAUCAGGCCGCGAUACCUGGCCAGGCACCCCUACCUCCCUGUGAACACAGCAGCCAUAAAGGCAGAAUGUGCCCUCCGGUUGCCAGAUGGGCCAAAAAAACCUGUGCCCCUGAAACCUGUGGAACGCAAACCUCUGGAGUCUGUGGUUCGGUAUUUAGAAGCACAUCCCCGUCCAGCCAAACCCGACCCUCCUCCCCGUGGAGCGUCCAUCUCUACAGGCAGCCUGACGCCCAUAAAGUCCACCCCCAUCCUAAACAACGGCUCCCCCACCAUCCUGGGCAAACGAUCCUAUGAGCAGCACAAUGGACUGGAUGGCUCUAAAUCCAAAGGCCUGACUCCACAGUGGGACAUCAUGGCCAAACGGAUGAGCGAUUCCGCGCGGCCCUCAGUCUCUCUGCAGGACGAGGUUCAUGAACUGGACUGAUCGCUCUGUGGGAACGACCUUUACUUCACACCCAAGUGAGCAGAUGGGAACAUGAAAUGGAAGGGCGUUUUUCCAGUGAACUAUAGCCGAGUGCAGCUGAGGGAUGUUGAAUCUAAAAGGAGACGACGGCGUGGCCACCUUUCUUCAGUCAGUACGGGUCUGUCACACUGCUGAAGACCAAUCGAUAAUCGAUCAGUUUGGCUGCGGUCAAUCAGAAGAGGAGCCUGACUGUACAGGACUGUGUUUAUUACUUACAUUUUCUCGUUAUAACUGUCAUUGUAAUUAUUGUUAUUCUGAUUUUUUUUUUUUUUUUUUUUUUUUUUUUUUACCAACUAUAACUCAGCUUAUUGUUUGUCAAUCAAACGAUGGAACUUGUGAAGUUUCAUGAAUAAUGCUUGCAGAGCCCUGUGGAAAAGGGUAAGAAGGACUGUAACAUAAGCCACUCGCAUCUUCUAUGUUUGUUUAAUGUUUGUUAAAAAAAAAAAAAGUUAAAUUCAACGAGGAGACGCACUUUGAUUUCAGCGACCUGAGUUCACUCCUUGUCUUUUGUUUCAAUGAAUUUGAAUGCUUUAUGGGAAAUCUUCUGUUUUGUGAGCCGGCCUUCUCUUGGGCCAGAGAGGUUUAACUUAUUGAGAAAGACUUGCUGUUUUUUCUACCUUUUUCACAAGUAAUGCAUCUAUGCUUAGAUAAUGUAAUUAAAAAAGAUAAUUGAUUUUCCCUCUUCUUUCGGUGUCUGUGCACAGACGUGUCCAAACUCACACAGGUAUGCAAACUGAUGAUAUGCAAAAAAGAAAAAACCCAGAUGAUUCCAAAUUGUUUUCUGUUUUGUUCCCUAAAAGUGACCAUUAUUAGAACAUUGAAAUGCUCAAACAUCGCCAUGUUUUGUAAGCGAAGGUUAAGAAUAACAACCUAGAAGCAGGACUGUGUUCUGCUUUCAUAAA
Labrus bergylta (ballan wrasse) is the source of this 2990-nucleotide messenger RNA. The record is from RefSeq and is a predicted model, not a curated record. Lineage: Eukaryota; Metazoa; Chordata; Actinopteri; Labriformes; Labridae.